GGAGUAGCCACCAUUUUGCAUGUCUAGUGUGUUCCUCCCUCCAUUGCUAAUAGAGACGAUUCCAGUCAUUUUCUGGCAUCAUUACGGCUAAGAAUGCCAGCUCCGAUUAGACUGCGGGAGCUGAUCCGGACUAUCCGGACAGCACGGACCCAAGCAGAGGAGCGUGAGAUGAUCCAGAAAGAGUGUGCUGCUAUCCGCUCGUCCUUCAGAGAGGAAGACAAUACAUACCGUUGCAGAAAUGUGGCAAAGCUACUUUAUAUGCACAUGUUGGGCUACCCAGCACAUUUUGGGCAGCUGGAGUGCCUGAAGUUGAUUGCGUCCCAAAAAUUCACUGAUAAACGAAUAGGUUAUUUGGGAGCUAUGCUGCUGUUGGACGAGAGGCAGGACGUCCACCUACUAAUGACAAAUUGCAUUAAGAAUGACUUGAAUCAUAGCACACAGUACGUCCAGGGACUGGCAUUGUGCACCUUGGGUUGCAUGGGUUCCUCAGAAAUGUGCCGUGACCUGGCUGGAGAGGUAGAGAAGCUGCUCAAAACAUCCAACUCCUACUUGAGGAAAAAAGCAGCGUUGUGUGCAGUUCAUGUCAUCAGGAAGGUCCCAGAACUUAUGGAAAUGUUCCUUCCAGCCACAAAAAACCUGCUGAGCGAGAAGAACCAUGGUGUUCUCCAUACAUCAGUUGUCCUCCUCACUGAGAUGUGUGAAAGAAGUCCUGACAUGCUGGCCCACUUCAGAAAGCUGGUUCCACAGUUGGUGAGAAUCCUGAAGAACCUAAUCAUGUCUGGAUACUCUCCUGAGCAUGAUGUGUCAGGCAUAAGCGACCCAUUCCUGCAGGUGCGGAUAUUGAGACUACUGCGAAUUUUAGGAAAGAGUGACGAUGACUCCAGUGAAGCGAUGAAUGACAUUCUUGCACAGGUCGCAACAAACACGGAGACAAGUAAAAACGUAGGCAAUGCAAUCCUGUACGAGACUGUACUGACUAUAAUGGACAUCAAGUCUGAGAGUGGACUGAGGGUCUUGGCCAUCAACAUACUAGGUCGCUUCCUCCUUAACAAUGACAAAAAUAUAAGAUAUGUGGCAUUGACAUCUCUACUAAAGACAGUACAGACAGACCACAAUGCAGUGCAGAGGCAUCGGAGCACCAUUGUGGACUGUUUAAAAGACCUGGAUGUGUCCAUCAAGAGACGUGCAAUGGAGCUAAGCUUCGCCCUGGUGAACGGCAACAACAUUAGAGGCAUGAUGAAAGAGCUGCUCUACUUCCUGGACUCCUGUGACCCGGAAUUUAAAGCAGACUGCGCAUCUGGAGUCUUCCUAGCUGCAGAGAAGUAUGCUCCUUCGAAAAGAUGGCAUAUAGACACCAUCAUGAGAGUCCUGACAACAGCAGGGAGUUAUGUGCGAGACGAUUCUGUUCCCAACCUCAUCCAGCUCAUCACCAACAGUGUCGAGAUGCAUGCCUACACAGUACAGAGACUUUACAAAGCCCUGCUGGAUGACAUCUCACAGCAACCUCUGGUCCAGGUGGCGUCCUGGUGCAUAGGAGAGUAUGGAGACCUGCUUGUAUCUGGACAGUGUGAGGAGGAGGAACCCAUCCAGGUGACUGAAGAUGAAGUUCUGGAUGUGCUGGAAGGCCUUCUGGUGUCCAAUCUGUCCACCCCUGUUACCCGGGGUUACUCUCUGACUGCCAUCAUGAAGCUGUCUACUCGCUUCAGCGGCGUUAACCGAAUCAAGAAGGUGGUUUCGAUAUAUGGCAGCAGCAUCGAUGUGGAGCUGCAGCAGAGAGCUGUGGAGUACAAUGCUCUUUUCAAGAAAUACGACCACAUGAGGCCAGCUCUCCUGGAACGAAUGCCUAUUAUGGAGAAAACUGCCACUAAUGGUCCCACAGAGAUUGUGCAGACCAAUGGAGAGACAGAACCCUCUGUUGUGGAACCCAAGCAUCCACCCCCUGUCGCCCAGCCAGCCAAUCAGGCCAAUUGUUUAUUAGACCUGCUGGGUGGUAAUGAUGUGGUACCAGUAAUCCAGACCACAAUGCCCACCAAGCCAGCCUCAGCUGGAGGAGAGCUGCUGGAUCUGCUGGGUGACCUCUCACUAAGCGGCGGUCCAGCCCCUGCUCCUACUCCCUCUGUGCCCGCUUCCCAACCCCCUUUCCUCCUGGAUGGCCUCUCCUCACAGCCCUUGUUUAAUGACAUUGCAUCUGCAGGUAUUCCUCCUAUGACGGCAUACAACAAGAACGGUCUGAAAAUAGACUUCACAUUUGAGAGGGCUAACCCCAAUCCAAACGUUGCGGUAAUCACCAUCCAUGCUUCCAACACAACAGAGGCAGAUAUGACAGAGUUUGUUUUUCAGGCUGCAGUACCAAAGACAUUCCAGCUGCAGCUCCUCUCCCCUAGCAGUAAUGUUGUCCCAGCACUCAACCAGGGAACGGUCACACAGGUAAUCAGAGUCCUCAACCCACAGAAGCAACAGCUACGAAUGAGGAUCAAGCUGACGUACACCCACAAAGGCUCACCUGUGCAAGACCUGGCUGAGGUCAAUAACUUCCCCCCUCAGUCCUGGCAGUGAUGAGCCGCUUCUGUUGCUCUUAAAAAGCCCCACCAAUGGAACUAUGAAAACGAUUUUUCUUUCGCCUCCCUCCUUUCUUCCAACGGAUCCCCCUGUGACGUCACUGCAGACCGCUGCCCUCGAGUUGCAUGGGAAACAGCAGAGCAUCUAACACAGGAGAAAAUACAGAUGUUAAGAAGACCCUACUGACUAUUUGACAUCACCAGAAUAAUUGGGAAAACAUAUCAAUCAAUGAACUUUGUCUUUUCUUUUUUAAUUGGUUUCAUGAUCUCUUUUCUUAGUUCUACUAUUUUUCCACACAUACCCUCCGCCCAGCACCAUCACCACCGCCCACAGAAGCACAUACGCACAGCACUCACUGUGGCACACUCCACCUCUUAAGUCACUGUAGAGAAAAAAAGUGUUGCCCACUAUGAGCACUGCGGUCAACUAUAGUUUUAUUUUAAUUUCUAAUUAAACUAACACACUUUGCUCAGUUGAUAUUUAUGAUUGGCUUUGCAUUACAUUUUUAUAUGAAGGCCUGGGCGCUCAGUCCUGUGAUGGCAGCAGAAAAAGCUUUGAAAGGUCUAUUUAGUGCAUUCAUAAAUCCUCUCCUAGAAUACCUAUUUGUGACCCUCCACAUCAUGAGUGAUAUGACUUGUCAGAGUUGUAUUCAUUUUGAAUUACAUUAAUUUGCUUAAAGCAUGUUUGAGCAUUGUAAGGAUCACAAUCACAUCUUGACUCAAGUUCAGAGGGUAUUUUCUGGCUCUGGUAGUAGGCCUGUGUAUCCUAUGUUUCUAUAGGAAGAAAAAGAAGAUUCAAGCAUCAACAGAUCCACAAUGCCCAGUUUGAUAACACAUGACUAGUUUCAAAGAAUGUCCUCAGAUUUUCCCCUUCACAACUCUACUAAAAUUCUCAUCUGUAGCUUUAGUUUUAGAUCUUUAUUAUAAAUUCAACAGUAAAUUACUUAGAGUAGUUUGAGGAUGUUCAUAGAUUCACUAGGAUGGAUGUAAUCCAGGCCUGAAAUUUAUCUGAAGCCAACUUGAUUGCAUUUGUGUUGGAGAUCUGCGUUUAAACCUUUCCUGCAUCUGUGUCUUCGCAGUCUAGCUUGCAAUCUAGAUGCAUUUGAGAUUUGUUUAACCUGGUUGAACCUAGUCACCAUGCACAUACAUGUAAAUUAAGCUUGUUAUGAAUGUAGUUACAUGCACUGAAUGCUUUUUUUUUGUUUGUUUCUCCCCUCAAGUCUUCUUUUUUCAUGGCUAUCUUCUUUGGUGGAGAUGGCCAUCUUAUUGGCACUAUUUUUUGUGAAAGUAUGUUUUAUUUCUGCAGUAAAUUGACUUAAUUAUUUAUGCCUGAUAUCAAAGUGAUGUGCCUUUCUGACUUAGCUAGAUAAAAUCCCCUGAACUAUUGAGUUCUGUAUGAGCUUCGUUUGUCAGUCUGCUUGUGUGCUGAUCGAGUUUUAAAUCUGAGGGAAACGGUCCUGAUGGAUUUGAAAUGGUAUAUCACUUCUUUUGAUUAGUUUUAAAUUUUCACUUCUGUAUUUCAUAACGAGUUAAUAAUCAAUCACAAACUUGUACCGGCUUUCCUGGAUGUCUACAGCAAAGUCUUUUGUUGUUGUUUUUGACAAAAACACAAAUUAUAGCUACAUGAUCCUGAUUGUCUCGUUCCCUAUGUUGUGUUACAGACUUUCCUUUAUUACAAAAAUGCCCUGAAAUGCUUGUUACUCAUAACAGGUCCUAAAACGAAGCAAAUCUCAAAGAUUAUGGCAGCUAAUAUGUGUAACCUUUUCAUAAGCUGGCAUCAAGGUUUAAUGUGUUUUUAAAGAGUAUAAAUGUUCUAUGAAAGUGAAGUAUCAUUAAGAUUUCCCCCCCUGUCAACAAACAUUGAAGUGUGAGUGUGGAUCACGUGGUAUGGUACUGGGACGGGCUGCGCUGUGGUGACUGUUGGUAUGAUUUCUCGGCUCUUGUCUUCUCUAAAUCAGAAGUCUGACCAUGCUGUCGGGGACAGUAACCUUAAUACCUCACAAUAUUCUCUCUUUCUGUUAACUUUCAGUGGCAGUAGAUCAACAGCUUUAUUUAGUCACAAAUUGCAAUCAAGGGGAGCAUCUGCAUGAACAAAACUAAUGCUAGUUUGUACAUCUCAUUACUUACCAAGCUUAGCAGCCCUGCAAUGCUGUGUUGAGAUCCUCAGAUGUUCAAUCAGGCUGUAUACUUCUUUUCACUAUGCUUCACUAUCUAACUUCUGUGACCAAAUCAGAGUGACUAUUAGCUUUGGAAAUAUUUUUGAGCUAUGAUAUGUGUAUAUGGAGAAGAUUAUUUCAGUUUAACUUUUUUUCUGUUGUUGACAAAUGCUAUAUUGGCUUUUUUUCUGUACAUAUUGAGGGCUUUUACAAUUUUGUCUCUUGUACUAUCUUUCAUCCUUUUUUUAGAUACCAUUUUCUAAAAAAAAUCCAAUUAUUCACAAUGUAUAUUGUCUAAAUAGAUCUAGUCAGCAUCAGUCUUUAAAGACGUCCCUGUAUCACCACUCAUUGUAAAAGUAUAUGAUCUGCUGCCUGUACAUUGUAUAUAGUUGUAAAACAAACAAAAGCUGAUCAAAUUAAAUAAAACCCACAUGAAGACUUAAAAGAUUAGCUAGGACGUAUAAUUGUAUGCAUAUAUGUACAAAAAACAAUCUUAAAAAGGAUGCAAUUGAGCUGCAUUUGAUUUACUAUUCAUUCUUCAUUCAUGAUUGGAUGUGUCAUCUAUUACUUCUUUUACAAAGAUAGUUGGUAAGGCAGCAGGCUACCCAUUGGGGUUCCUUUUAGAUGUUGAAAUGAGGGUUGAAUCUGUCUUAAAACAGAUGUCUGAAUGAUGUACUGUACUACUGAGAAACCUAAGCACAGUGCUGCACAGCGGCAGAAGUGGCACCUUCACCUGCUUUCUUGCCCCUCAAACGCCUCGUGUCAAUGUCCCCCCCCCCCCCCCCCCCCCCCCCGAGCAAGUUGUAACCCUUCCUCUGGCCUUAUGUGUGGUUUAGUGUCCUGCACUCUUGAUUAUUGACUAUAUUAAAUUCUGUUCAACCUACAAAUCAAUUUGUGAAAUGAUGCCCCUUGAUAUUGGUGUGUUUGCUGAUUUUUGUCUGCCAUGUAUCUUGUUGCUUAAGAAGAAUCAUAUCUUAACAAAACAAAGCUAACACUAAUACUCCAUCAAGGAAGCUUGUUAACUUCCCCCAUUAUGGCCAGUUGGUAAAAAUCAGAAUAGACUUCUAUCAGGAUAAGAGCCAAUACAUGUUUUUAUUGGAGCAGUCGUGUCCUUCAUUGGGUGUGAACAAAAGUGUCAUUCUUUUUGCCUGCCUCUCAUUACUUUCUUUGCCCUUAUUGCUGAUGUUAUUUGCCCAUGCAUGGCACACCUUCUGGCUUUCUUGUUUGGUUCAGGUGCUCUUCUCUUUGGGGCUCCUAAGUGAAAGAUGGGGCUGUAACUCAUCACAUCAUACUGAUCUGAGCCCUCACUCUUUAAAAUUGAACUUCACAUGGCAGUUAAUCAUUGCAGGAUAUGAUGGAUAGCAAUGGAUAUCUUAUUUGAUUUUGCUUGCAUAGAGGUGCUGCUUUACCAAUCCAAACACAAACCUGGGAUGAGUCUGUGCUACAAGCUAAUAACCACAUGGGGGAGCUGUGCAAAGCGGAAGGCUGAUGGGAUGGGAAAGGAAGUGUCAUACAUCUAUUCCUGAAUGUUUUCGUUGAUGUUGUUUGUAAUGUCUUAUUCAACCAGUAUGUACCCUUGUUAAUCACAUUUGAUCAGUUCUUUCGAUGAUACCGUAAUUCAUGCAGUUUUAAAUGUACAAAAUGGAAAUGAACCCAACAUAAGUGCUUUGGACACUGUAACUUAAAAAGGAAGAAAAGAAACAGCGGUGUGAUCAGCGUUUGAAGUGAUAGUAUGUUUGUAUGUAUGUGUGUGUGUGUGUGUGUGUGUGUGAGACUGAUAGAGAGAGAAAAUAUUAAUGCUUGAGAGAGUGAUGGUGUGCAACAUGUCUGUUAUUUAGAUAGGACAUGGUUUUUGGCUGCAAUUUCAACUUUCAGCUUCUGAGCUGCAUGUGAAAGCCAGUGUAAAUAAUGUCAUUUCUACUCUUGACCUGAGGCUUUUUUUGAAAUGCAAGAAAAAUUCAAAUUAUAAAUCUGUCACACCACCUUCAUGGGUCAGUACUAACAUAUACAAUAGGAAUUUGUUCGGAUAAUGCUCACAAUACUGUUAAUGUUUUUAAGAGGGUAAUGAAAGUGCACAUCAGUCAUUUGGAUUAAUUGGAUAUUUGAUUUAUCUUCUUUCUUUUUUUUAACUAUGUCAAAGUGAAUUCAGUGUGGAAAAUGCUUGGCAAAAAUAGCAUCUGGAUUACCACCAUGUUCACUUUACCUGUUGAAUUAAAGAAAAAAGAAAAAAAACGCCCAUUGUAUUUUAAAAACAAACUUUAUUUGUAACUCCCCCAGGCCAGUCCUGACUGUAAAACUAUGUGGUAUCUGAUUUUUGGGGGGAGGGUGGAGGCAUGAGGUUCACUUUUUCCAGUCAAGUUUGUCAUGUCGAACUGAAUCCAGUUCCAUGGCUUCAAGGUGAGUGUGAAUGUCAGACUGAAAGUAUAAAAUGAUGAUUAAAGAUGAGAAGUUGUAAACUAUUAAAUGGGAUAUUUUCAAUUUA
This is a messenger RNA of Scomber japonicus (chub mackerel), 7196 nucleotides long. RefSeq names its product adaptor related protein complex 1 subunit gamma 1 (gene ap1g1). The record is from RefSeq and is a predicted model, not a curated record. Gene Ontology annotation, molecular function: clathrin-cargo adaptor activity. Gene Ontology annotation, biological process: receptor-mediated endocytosis; intracellular protein transport; Golgi to vacuole transport. Gene Ontology annotation, cellular component: AP-1 adaptor complex; Golgi apparatus; membrane coat. Bases 94 to 2556 code for a protein of 820 amino acids. NCBI's taxonomy places the organism in Eukaryota, Metazoa, Chordata, Actinopteri, Scombriformes, Scombridae. The transcript has 23 exons.